Molecule: messenger RNA, 14943 nt
Organism: Linum trigynum
Lineage: Eukaryota; Viridiplantae; Streptophyta; Magnoliopsida; Malpighiales; Linaceae
Source: the annotation of a GenBank genome assembly
CGACGCUGUGAGAGAUCGCCAGAGACCAAAUCAAGAAUUUUCCCCUUCUCUUUCGUCCCCAACUCCCAGACCCGGCGAGCAGCGGUGGUAUCGACGAUCCACGAGGUUCGAGGUGGACCAGCAACAACAGGAGACGAUGGUGGAGGCGAGCGGUAUGGCGUGGAGCGGCGGUAGAGAGGAGCGGCAUUGGAGACCGACGACGGGAGAGACAAGACGGUGUUCUAGAAACGGUGGAGACGCGGUGGCCUGGCGGCUGUGGUAGAUCAACGACGAGGAAAGCGCGGCGGCGUUCUAGUGAUACGAUGGCGAAAGCAGUGUGUAACAACCUGCACAGCUGGCGUAACGACUUUACAGCUGGAGAUGACGUGGAAAGUGUAGAGAAGUAUAAAUAGCGAAAACAGUUCUGUAAUUGGCUAUCUUUGGACAAUCAUUCUUCUGUAAAACUUUACUCUUUAGAUAGAAAUAGAAUAGCUACUGCCUACUUCUCUCCCAAAUUAUUCGUCUUCCUCUCUUACUCUUUUCUCUAGCCAGAUAAUCCAUAUCCAGGUCCUUACAAGUGGUAAUCAGAGCCUUCAAUAUGGCAAUGGCUUCUCACACCUCCAGAAUUGUGGAUUUGGAGACGCAAAUGGCGUCUGUACAGCUUCAAUUGGAAUCUCAGCAUCAGGACUUGAAAUCUCAGCAUCAGGAGUUAAAGACCGCCAUUGCGGAGCUUGCUGCUUCCACGAAGGACAAUAUAGAUGCGUUGGCGGCGUCUUUCACUCGCAGUCGGGAGAAGUCUCCGAUCCGUUUGGCCCCGCAAUCGCAGGCUCCUUUUUCUGAUCAGCAACACUUUCGCGGCCAGCAGCAACGACGACCGUCGAUCUUGGAUCACUAUCCCCGGAUGGAGUUCUCUUAUUUUUCUGGUUCCGAUCCUCAUGUGUGGGUGAGCAGGUGUAACAAACUCUUUCAUCUUUACUCGAUUCCAGAAGAGCAGAAAGUUGAUUUGGUCUCUUAUUACCUGGAGGGACGGGCGUAUACAUGGUUUGAGGGUUGGUCUUUUCGUCGAUUACCGCUGAUUUGGGGUUAUUUCGUCGAUGAGCUGCUUCACCGGUUCGGGCAUCAGGAACAAUUGAAUGUGGUGGCGGCGUUCAACAAACUUCGGCAGACAUCCUCCGUGGCUCGCUAUCAAGAAGAAUUUGAGGACCUUCGCUCGAGGUUGCUCCGGUUGAAUCCAGAACUCAACGAGCACUAUUUCAUUAUGAGUUUUCUCGGUGGUUUAGAUGAUGAGAUUCAACCUAGGGUGCAGGUGCUCAAUCCUCCUACUCUAGCUUGUGCUUUUUACCAAGCACGGUUGGAGGAAUCUGCGAUCGAGGCUAGAAAGAAGAAGCUGCGUUCUGUUUCCUCUACUCGUUGGCCAGUUUCAGCUCCUGUAUCGUCGGGCAAGUCCUUUCCUCGAGACAUGCCAUCUCCUUCAUUAUCUUCAGGGGAGCGGAGCUCGAUUCCUCGAGGGAAGGGGCUCUGUUAUAAGUGUGGGGAUAAGUAUUUCCAUGGGCAUGUUUGUACCAAGAAGAGGCAGUUGCACGUGCUGCAAGCCGACGAGCCACUUUUUCCUAGUGAAGAAGAAGAGGGCGCUGAGGAAUUUCAGGACGCGGAAUUGGAAGUCUCGUUACAAUCUAUGGGAUCAGGCUUUGCUGGGAAUUCUCUGCUUAUUCCUGCAACUUCUGGUCGACGAGAGGUAACAGUUCUUAUCGAUACAGGCAGCUCCCACACCUUUCUUAAUUCGCUUAGAGCUCAGGAGUUGAACUGUGAGUCUGAGAAUAUAGCACCAAUGAGGGUGAAGGUUGCAAGUGGUCAUACGUUGCUAAGUGAUUCGGUCUGCAGGGGGUUCAGUUGGAAGAUGCAGGGGGAAGAGUUUGCUUUCGAUGUCCGAACUCUUGAACUACCUGCUCACGAUCUGGUGUUAGGUUGGGACUGGUUAGAGACGAUUAGUCCAUUUCAGGUGGAUUUGAAGAAAAGGCAGUUGACGUUUGAUUGGAAGGGACGAAGCUUGACGUUGCAAGGGCUUACCAAGGAGGGUCAAUGUAAAAUGAUUUCGGGACGAGCACUACAACAGAUCCUCCGAAAGUCUGAGUCUCAUAUCAUGGGGGUAGUUUUUCCCAUUGAAGCUAAGCCUCCUCCAACCCCUACCCCUGCUUUCUUGGAGCCAGUUCUUUCCCAAUUCUCAGACGUCUUUGCUACCCCUACCUCCUUACCUCCUUCACGAGCUUUUGACCAUGCCAUUCCUUUAUUGCCUAACACCAAACCCAUCAACAUAAGGCCAUACCGUUUUCCCCACCAUCAGAAGAAAGUAGCUGAAAAAAUGGUUGGGGAAAUGUUACAGUCCGAGUUCAUACAAGAAAGCCACAGUCCAUAUGCCUCACCUGUCUUGCUUAUUGGGAAAAAAGACGGCACUUGGAGGUUUUGUGUGGACUAUAGGGAACUUAACGCUGCAACCAUUAAGGACAAGUUUCCCAUACCCCAUAUCGAGGACUUGAUGGAUGAGCUUCAUGGUGCGAUUAUCUUCUCUAAGUUAGACUUGCGUGCUGGUUAUCAUCAGAUUAGGAUGAAGCCUGAGGAUCAAUAUAAGACUGCAUUUCGUACACAGCAGGGCCACUAUGAGUUCCGUGUUAUGCCGUUUGGUUUAACAAACGCCCCUGCCACGUUUCAAGCGUUAAUGAAUCAUGUGUUUGCUCGGCACUUACGCAAGUUUAUUCUAGUGUUUUUUGAUGACAUCUUGGUUUAUAGUAGUUCUGCCGAGGAGCAUGAGCAGCACCUCACUAUCACUUUGCAGCUACUGAGGCAACACCAGUUGUAUGCGAAAGAGUCGAAGUGCUCUUUUGGUCAAUCUCAGGUUGAGUACCUAGGCCAUAUAAUUAGCGGGGAUGGAGUAUCUACUGAUCCGGGCAAGAUUGAAGCAAUGAGAAAUUGGCCACGACCUCAAUCAAUUAAAGGGUUGCGCGGGUUCCUUGGUUUGACAGGAUAUUACCGCAAAUUUGUUAAGCAUUACGGAGAUAUUAGUCAACCUUUGACUGAACUACUUUGCAAGAAUGGAUUUGUUUGGAAUGCUGCUGCAGAAGAGGCAUUUGCAGCUCUGAAAACUGCUAUGAUGACAGCUCAUGUGCUCGCUCUACCAGACUUUUCUCGGCCUUUUGUGUUAGAGACAAAUGCUUGUGGUGUUGGGGUUGGCGCUGUACUGUCUCAAGGGGGCAGACCACUGGCUUAUUUCAGUAAAGCCUUGUGUGUGAAGAACCAAGGUCUUAGCACAUACGAAAAGGAAUAUUUGGCCGUGUUAUUGGCUGUCGACCAUUGGCGCCAUUACCUGGAGGGCAGGACAUUUACAAUACUUACAGACCACGAAAGUUUGAAGUUUCUAAUGGGGCAAAAAGUCCACACAGCCAUUCAUAAGAAGGGCCUGGUUAAAUUGAUGGGACUGGACUUUCAAAUCAAAUACAGGAAAGGUAAAUACAAUGGGGCAGCUGAUGCUCUCUCUCGCUUGUUUGAUGAUGAAUUGGAAGAAGUCAAGUGUGGUGCCCUGACUUCUGUACUUCCUGAAUGGUUGGUGGAAAUUGAGCAAACUUAUGUUGGAUACAAUGAAGUGACCAACUUGAUCACGACAGCUGCGGUGCACACUCAAGGGCCCUCUCUUUGGUCCUUUGCUGCUGGUAUUUUGCGUUACAAAGGCGCCAUUGUAGUGGGAUCUGCAGGUGUUCUUCGUUCCAAGCUCCUGCAUCUUUUUCAUUCUUCACCUGUUGGAGGGCACUCAGGCGUCCAGGUCACUUACCAACUUAUUAAGCCCUACUUCUAUUGGCCGGGUUUGAAAGCAGCAGUACGACAAUGGGUGUUGGGCUGUGAUGUGUGUCAACGUUGUAAGGAGGAAACAAUGGCUUCUCUUGGGCUGCUCCAGCCUUUGCCUGUUCCAACUAGGGCCUGGAAAGACGUGAGCAUGGACUUCGUCGAAGGAUUACCACUUUCACAAGGUAAACAAGUCCUUCUGGUGGUGGUCGAUCGGUUUACGAAAUCAGCGCAUUUCUUUGGAUUGAAGCAUCCAUAUACAACAUUCGAGGUCGCCCAAAUCUUCUUCGACGGUGUAUUCAAGUACCACGGGAUGCCUUCUACCAUCGUUUGUGAGCGGGAUGCCACUUUCACAAGAAAAUUUUGGACUGAGUUCUUCCAUCUUCAGCACACUGAUAUUCAUUAUUCCACUGCUUACCACCCUAAGACGGACGGACAAACAGAACGAGUCAACCGUUGCCUCGAAGACUACUUGCGCCGUAUGACAUUCCACAGACCUCAAGAUUGGGCAGCUUGGCUUACCCUGGCGGAGUGGUGUUACAAUAACCAUCACCAUAUCAGUUUGAUGAUGUCCCCUUUUGAAGCGUUGUAUGGCUUUCCACCUGCCUUCUUUGGUCUUGCAGACCAUCUCUCUUCUUCAGUUGGGGCAGUCGAGGAGAGAGUUACACAACAGCAGCAGCUUGUCCAGUUGCUGACCCACAAUAUUACUCAGGCACAAAAUCGUCAGAACCAGUAUGCUGAUAGGAGGAGAUCUGAGCAAGUACUGCAGGUAGGAGAUUGGGCGUAUCUUCGGCUGCAGCCCUAUCGUCAAGGGUCGGUAGUGGGCAGGCAUGGUAACAAGCUUGGGCCACGUUACUUUGGACCUUACUGAAUCCUCUCUAGGAUGGGAAGUGUUGCUUAUAGGUUGGCCUUGCCAGACGAUUCGAAAGUGCACCCAGUCUUUCAUGUGUCACAGCUGAAAUUGUGCAGGUCCAUAGUUCCUCUCGCUACCUUCCAUCUUCCCGACGUUGAUGACAGGGGCAGUCUCAAGUUGGCCCCGGCUCAGAUACUUGCUCGACGUUUCGUUAAUCAGAAUAAUCAGGCUGUCACUCAAGUUCUGGUGCAGUGGACACAUCAGGCUCCAGACGAGGCGACAUGGGAAGACUUGCAGACUUCAGUUCCCAGCAUUUCCGUCUUGAUGGUGUUCAGCUUGAGGACAAGCUGAUUCUGAAGAGAGCGGGUUUGUAACAACCUGCACAGCUGGCGGAACGACUUUACAGCUGGAGAUGACGUGGAAAGUGUAGAGAAGUAUAAAUAGCGAAAACAGUUCUGUAAUUGGCUAUCUUUGGACAAUCAUUCUUCUGUAAAACUUUACUCUUUAGAUAGAAAUAGAAUAGCUACUGCCUACUUCUCUCCCAAAUUAUUAGUCUUCCUCUCUUACUCUUUUCUCUAGCCAGAUAAUCCAUAUCCAGGUCCUUACAUAGUGAUGCGGGUCGGAUUGACGACGAUGGCGAGGUAGAAACGAUGACGGCGGUUGAGCUGCGACGGGGGUGGCGCGAGCGGCGGCGGUACUCCAGUAGGUCAGCUUUUGUUAUUUAAUUUUUGUAACUUGCAGAAUGGGGCUUUGGGUGAUAUGAUUGUGUACAGCUGUCUGGGGAAUGAUUCGAUGGAAAGAUGAAUUGGUGGAAGGGUGCUUGGAUUGUUUUUAUGAAAAGGUGAUUAGUUACUGGCAAGGAAGGGCUUUCUGGGUUGCUGUUUGUUUUUGUGUCUUGAGUAGAGAAAUGGCAAUGAUUAGUUUCUGGAAAUGGAUUGCAAUGGCCAUCUCCUCCCCUCCUAUUCCAUCUCGCUACCUCUUCUUAUACACCCAUCUCUUCAACCACUUCAGCCUAUCUCAUCUCUGUAAUUAAUUUUUUGUGCCCAGAUCCAGGUUCUCUCCCUUUUCAUUGAUUUUUCUGCACUGUACAGCUUGCAAGAAUACACGGUUGGACCAGUUGCAGUUGGGCUGAAUUAUGUGGGCUAUUUUUGUAGGUUUUUUUUGUGAUAGAUAGGGCUCGAAACCCCGAUAUGAUGGAAAAUAAGGGGGUGCUGAAUUUUCUGCAUAUAGUCAAACCCAAUGUACGAGUAUAUAAAAUGACCACUGCCCAAAAAAGUCAAAUAAAAAAGGUUGUAUGAGAUGUACUCGUGCUUUAAUUUUUUUUAUUGAAAUUAUUUACUUUUUGAAAAUCCGGACAAAAAUGGGUGUCAACACCCCUUAAAUCUCAAAAAUUACAAUAAACAUAUCAAGGAAAAAAAUCAUCCAAACGAUAAUAUUGAUUUCGGAUUUAUUUUGAAAUGGAAAAAAAUCUGUCAAAUGUAAUGUCAUCCUUAAAAUAAAUCAAAACUCAAAAGAAGAGGGCUAACAAUACCCUGUAAGCAAAGGAGAAUGACAAUUAUUGCACACUACAUCAUUUUCCCCUCUUUUAAAUGUGCCAUCUCGUUCUCUCUUUGCCUUCUUCUUUCUUUUCCCAUUUGUUCUUCCAUCUCUCUCUCUCUAAGCUUUGUAUCUCACAUCUCUGGCUCUCUCCCCCUUCCCUUCCUCUUUCUUCUCACUACUUGGAAUAGAGAGAAACCUAGAAACAUCCCAAUUACUUCUUCAAUUUUGCAUUCGAAAUGCUUCUUCUCCAUUCACUGUGGAUAGUGUGAAUAAGAGCAUCUGAAACUUGGCGAACAGAUGUCCGCUUCUUUCUCGAUGGAGCAAAGUAGUUUGAUAGCUUGUGAAUUAACUAAUUACUAAAAGUGAUAAAAACAACACUCGUUAAACCAAUUGAGUGAGUGUAUAGUUAGUUCAUCGCUUAAACCAUUUUAUUUAUCAAAAGAAUCAAAAUGCAUAAUCAGGAUCUUCUUCACUUAUUUACAUGUAUUGGUCGUAAAAAUUCAUUACCAAUAAAAAAUGAUUUUGAACCAUCAUAUUAAACUAAAUCUCAUCUUAUGAUUAUUGGUCCAAUUAUGUCAGAUUAGCAAUAGGUCUAAGGCUAUUGGUCAACCAGGCUAAAAUUUAAUACUAAUUUAAGAAUUAUAUAUCAUUUUCAAAUGUUUAAUACUCCAAUUCAAUAUAAAAUAUUCGAACAAAUGAUAUAUUAGUUUCAACCCCUUCCUCGAAUUUUUUAGACCAAAAAUCCCCCUCCCCCCCCUCCAAACACACACAUUUGCAAAGAGAUACUAAAUCCCAAUUUCUUCACUUUACUUGCUUCUAAAGUUACUGUUGACUUUGUUUGUUAUUACUGCAAGUUGUAAAAUAAACUUUUUAGCUAUGAAGUUAAUCAAGAAUGAUUUUAUGAAUGAGUGUUUAGUUGUAUACAGACAAAAAGGUUUGAGUCUCAAAAUAAACAAUGAAUUUAUUUUAUAACCUUUUAAAGGUUGUAAAGGGCUGAUCCACAUAUAUUGUCUUCAUGGUAUGUGCUAACUGUGUCGUGCUAGCUCGACCAUGUGCCUAGGGAUAGUUAUAUGCAUUCUAAUAAUUAAGUUUCUACUUAUUCACAACACCUAGAUUAAAAAACAGUCAUAAAUGCACCAAAUAUUCGAUUUUGACUACCUGAUGAAUUACUACAUUUGAACCAACUACCAUUGAUGUCAAAAAUAAUAAGAAACUUCUAAAUCAAAGAUAAAAUAUUUCAAGCAUCACAAAUAUUAAGAUUAAAUUAAUUCUUAUAAAGAGUAAAAAUUAUAUAAUGAGGUUAAUUAUAACUCAUUUAUAGCCCUAUAAAUUGAUCAACACAUCUAGAAAUGGUGAAAUAAACAUCAUAUUAAACCCAAUAUCGUCUCAUUAUUGUUGGGUCCAUUCAUGUCAGAUAAGUAAGAGGUUUAAUGAUUAUUAGUUAACCAGGCUAAAAUUUUAGAGAACCAUUCACCUAUAGUUUGUAAAAAAUAUUAUUCCUUCAUAGUAGUUCUGAAAAUUUAUAUUAAUUAAAUAAUUAUACAAUGCUUUUGCAUAUUCAAUACUGUAAUUCGAUGUGCAUUAUUUUAGGCAAUGAAUUUGGGUUGCAAUUUUAAGAUUAUUCGAAACUGUAUAGGUUAUAAAAUAUUAUAAAUCACUUAUUAAACUUUGCUACUUAGAAGAUAUAAUAGGCUAGCUAACCGUGAUAGAAAAGUCCUUCGCUUUUCAAAUCUUCGCCUAGUGUAUGUUUACAAUUUAAGAAGAUAAAACAAAUUUAUUUAGUGUAAUUGGCUAUGAUUAUUGUUUUUUGUUUGAAGAGACCAUGGUUGAAAUCUUGAUAUUGAUACUUUUUUAUAUGAAGUUGAUAAAUAAUUGUAAUGACAAACUUAGUUUUCCUACUUUCACUCUCAAUUCGCAAAAUUUGAAAUUGAAAAUCUUAAAACAUUAAAUGUAUCUUAUAAAAAGAGCUUCUUCAACCAAGUAGGAAAGAUAUUUUACCUUACAUUAUUAUAGGGUUAUAGGUACAAUAUGCCCCUCUACUAUGUAGUUUUAUCAAACAUGUCCUUGUACUUUGGAAAAAUGAUCAAACAUGCCCUUCUGUUAAAAUUUCCAUUAAAAAAAUUGCCAACCAUGGUUGAACCGAGAUGUAGAUGACCCGACAUCGGCAAAUGAGAGCGAAAAUGUCAGUUUUGUUCUCCAUUUUAUUUUUCUAGGUAUCGUUAAAGUGAAAUUAUUAGAGGUAUUUGGCUCUAUAAAAGAACCCAAAAAAAUUUAAAGUGAAAUUACCAAGGAUAUUUUAGACAUUUGUGUCGCCCAAACCAAGGUACCACCAUGAUUGACUGUUUUUGGAUGAAAAUAUUAACAGAAGGGCAUGUUUGAUCAUUUUUCUAAAGUACAAGGGCAUGUUUGAUGUAAAGAAUAGUAGAGGGGCAUGUUUGAUAAAACGACAUAGUAGAGGGGCACAUUAUACCUAUAACCCAUUAUUAUAUCUUAUAGAAAGUGAUUAAUUGUGAAAUUGGAACUCAAGUAAUAUUGAUUCAAACAUUAUAUAUUAAUUGUAUAUAUGGUUCAGUUUAGAAAAAAUACAUACGUGUAGCCAAAACAUGAACCCUUGUGACCAAUAUAGUAAUUUUUUGUGAAAAUCUACAUAUAAUAUAAAGAUAAAGUUGGCGCAAUGACGAAAAAGAGCUUCCUAGGAUCACUCUAAGACCAUGAAAUUUGAAUUGAGACUAUCAUUUUCCAAUUUUAUCAUUAUAUUAUUUGUACAUUUGACACAAAAAAAAAUGAAUAUACUCGUCACAAAAGCCCAUGUAUUGGUUACACUUUUGUAAUUGGUCUAAACUAAACUGUACAUAGAAUUUAUUAUUAAUGUUUGAAUCAAUGUUACUUGAGUUUCGAUUCCAGAACUAAUAUAUUUUUAUAUAAUAUAAAGAACUUAAGAUAAAAUAUAAAUAUAGAAGCAUCAUCACCAAACAUAUUUCUAGAGUUUAAUCAAAAGAAAUAACAAUAAGACAAUGUAGCAUAAUUGGUUAUAUUGCUCUGUCUUCAUUUAAGUUACCAAGGUGCAAACUCCAAUGAAAACGUUUUUAAUAUAUAAAGAUGAACAGUGUGCAAUGACAAAAAUGACCUUUCUAGAAUCACUCACAGGCCACGAAAUUUGAAAUGAGACAAGUUCAACCUAGGUUUUGCCUUUUAAAUAUCUUGUAGAUGGAUGGGUUCCCCAAAUUGUAUUUUUUUUAUGGUUAAAUAAAAAAUGCAUUAAGAACAGGUGGUCCCAAGAACUCUUGAGCACCUCUCAACUGUUCACAACCAUAAAAAAGGGGUGAAUUGCAAGUUUGGUCGCUCAUUUAAGUGACCAAGGUUCAAACACCAAUGAAAACGUUUUUUCAUAUAUAAAGAUGAAAUGUGUGCAAUAACAAAAAUAACCUUCCUAGAAUCACUCUCAGAUCAAGGUUCAACCCAUGUUUUGCUUUUUAUAUAUCUUGUAGAUGGAUGGGUUCCCCAUAUGGUUUUUUAUGGUUAAAUAAAAAAUGCAUUAAGAACAGGUGAUCCCAAGAACUCUUGAGCACCUCUCAACUGUUCACAACCAUAAAAAGGGGUGAAUUGCAAGUUUGGUCGCUCAUAUUAUCUAUUUGUAACAUGUUAGCCACGCGAAUAUUUUUUUCUUUAUUUAGUCACUAAUACUACAUGUUUAUGUCAUCCUUGGUAACUCGCCGUUAAGAUUUGUUAAAUCUAUCUUAGGUGGCAGUCAACUCUAAUGUUUGACCGUUAAAAAGCUGAUUUGUCAAUUAAAAAUGGGAGCCCACCAGCGUCGCCCUCCCCUCUCCGGAACAAGACUCGCUUGGGAUGGAAUUGAGAUUGGCACUAGGCAUAGAGAUUAAGGCUUCCUUUUAGCUCUUCUGAGUGCAUUAUCAAGACAGAAGCGAGAUGCGAGAAGGUGUGCAGUGCAUCUUUUAUAUCACCGGCUGUGACGAUGACAUGCUGGUGGAGGACUGAAGGAAUUUGGUGGUAGCUGAGUGAGUAACAUUAGUGGAGCCGGUCACAGCGGUGUUGUAGGGACGAGUAUCUUGUCUCUCACCGUUUGAAUUUUCCUUGAAAAGUUUGACAGCGGCGCGAUGGUUGAGAAGAUGCUUACUUUGGGACUGCAGGCGGCGACUGAUGGAGAAGGAAUUUGUAUGCAAAGAUGCAACCAAGAUAGAUCUAGCCCGCCACUCUACCUCUACCGUUGCUGCUCCUUCCUUCGACACUGAGGAUGAGAAAGAUGAGGUCUUCGAGCCUUGAAGGAAGCGCGGCCGGGACGAAGAGGAGCAACGCUUCGCUUCACACUCUGAUCCCCUCCCGCUACCUCCACGCCACCAGAAACUCACGAACCCAAGCAUUCCGCCGCAAAAUCCACCAAUCCUCUCCUCUUUCUCAUCGCAAAAUUCCUACCAUCACUGUGCGAAACAUCCUGUCGCAAAACCACAAUUGUCCCGGCGAAUCAAACCCAACGACGACAAACAGGAGGAGCAAUCGAUGUGGUCCAAUCUGUAAUUCACAAUUGCGUUGAUGAGGAAGAGAUCUAGACGACGUGAUUGGGAUCGGCGUGGAAGGAAUUCUGGGCAGAUGACAGAGCCAAGUCAGAGUCCUCCUCUAUUAUGGUGAUAGCCGGUAGGCCCGGCCCAGGUCCUGUGCUGGUCAGACCCACAUCACAGGGCCUCCAAAAUUAUGGGGCCUCACAACCAAGCCCAAUAUCCCAUAUCCAUAAUAUACAUACAUAUAAAAAUAAAAUUUGAAUUGAAAAAUGGAAAACGGAUAGGCAAAGCUUCGUGCGCCUCGUUGCCUCCUCCUCAUCUCCAUUUCCCAAAAAUCUUUACCAAUGAUUCAAUCCUUCCUUUCCCCAAAUUACUCACCUUCCAAACCAACGUCUCUAAGUCAAUAAAUGUUAAAUGUCUCAAUCCUCCCUUCAUAGAGUUACUCUGCCAAGAACACGCUCUUGCAUCCGCCCAGAUUCUCCCAUUUCCCUCAAAUUCGAAUUUCAAUCCUUUGCCGAAAUCAAUCCCUUGCUGAGGUAGCCGAAAUCAAUCCCCUUAUCCCCUCGAAUCCGCAUCAUCAGCAUCGGUAAGUACGAUUUUCGCCGUUGUUCCGACAGGUUUCGCUCCCGCUCGCGGCAAAUCAGUCUCAUGAUUUCGACUUCCAUCUCCCCGUCCCGCUAUCCGUCGUGGUUUGGUAAGUCUGUGCCUCCCUAGUUCCAAAUUCUUCUAAUUAUUUUUUUCGGUGCUGCCGCGAUGGAGUUUAGAGAUAGGAGACUCUGCUUUUUCUUGGAGACUGCCGAAUGGAGGUGUGAAGAGUGAAGACAGGAGACCCGUUGGGAUGAAUAGCUUUGAAAAGCUAUAAAUGACAUCCCAAUUAAUUAUCCAGUAUUAUCCCAUAAUACAUAAAUAAGAUGGAUAAUUAAUAAAAAGAAUAUUAUGGAGAUAAUUAGGAUUAAUUAUCUUAAUCGAUUAUAUUUUAAUUAUGAGAGUAAUUAUCUUCCUGAUUAAAAUGUGACUUAUUCCCAAAGAAAGAGGUAAUAUUCUGGGUUUUCUGCUCCCAUAAAUAGUAGACCCCUAGACCCUCUAAACACACCCCAGAAGAGCAGAAACACGAGAGGUCUGGUUUCGCACAAAACCGAUGAGCAACAAAUACAGAAUGGUUGUUUUAUCCUGGAGGCGACCGACUAAUAGUCUGCCGUGUGCAAUGAAGGCAGUGCCGCGAACUUCUUAAAGAGACCGACCUAGUCCGUGACUCAGCCAGAUUCGGUAACCCUAAUUUUUCUGUUUGGUUUCUAACAAUUUUAAGACGUUCGGUUGCUGUAGUGUGUACCGAACAUGAUACCGAUUCUGGCUUGAUCUAUUGCUAUCGCCAAGCCGCUCCAAAAAGGGUAUAUUGAAUUGCGUCCGCUGCGCUACACACUUGAUUUUGCCCCCAAACCGAUGGAAAACCCUCAUAUGCAUCUCAUUAAUUUUGCUUUCACUUUCGCAAGGAGUGCUUUCAGCAUUGUCCGGAUUGUCGAUCAAAAUUGAGGGAGAAACGCUGGUGGGUACAUGGACAAGGAGAUGAUCAAUCGAAGAAGUGCUGCUUCUAAUCUAAUCUUCUAAUCUAUCUAAUCUAUCUAAAUCAUUACUAUAUGGAGGUUCUGUUAAGUGACUAUGUCGUGCUUCAUUCACUCACCGAUUCAAGAACAAGAAUUGUUUUAAUGAUUCAGACAGCUUUGAAGACGAAAGUCUUCAAUUCAUUCAAGCAAUCAAACUAUUUCUAAAGUACGCCCUAAGAAUAGUGGUUCGGAAAUCAAAAUUAAAACAACCCUAACGGCUGAAGAACACAAAUAGAAAGAAGAACACAAGAGGAAGAGGGGCCCAGAUAGACUAGAGUUCCUGGCAAUAUGCCCCAACUCUAGUCAUCCAGACACUUAAACUCAACCCAAUCCGAAUGCUCCCAAAGAACUGACCCGAUCUAACUGAGCAAGGGAAACCGUUGCCUCUCUUCUUCUUGGGGAGGUCUAUAUAUAAGUCCAGCCGAUUCAACCUUCGGUCUCUCCUUCAACGUUGAUUACCAUUGAGUUGAAUUGAUGAUGGCGUCGAUCGAUGCACAGAAGACUCACAGUCGAGGUAUUGACUGUCUUUGAUGAUUAUGAUGCGAUGAGUAAAGGCGAAGACGCUCAAUGGGGUCUUGACGAGGUCAGAGACGAUGAUGCGAAUGGGUCAGUGGGCUUUCAGUGAUAGUGGGCCUUUUUGGUUAUGAAUAGGAGACGAGGCAAGGCCCAACAGGUUCUACUCCAGAACCCCUUCAAUUGUAAUUUUCUUGACUCCUGCGCAGUUGGCAGAGGGCCAUUAAAGUAAAAACAAUAUUUUAAUUGAUGGAAGGGGUUUUAAUUUGUACGGGCCAUUGAAGGCAGAAAAGGAGAGUUUAAUUAAUGUUGGCAGCUUCUUAAUUAUUUCCAUCCAUUUUAGGCUUACCUCCUCCAAAAAUUUAUAAAGGAAAUUUUUUAUUGUCUGAGUCUCUUAGACUAAAUAUCUAAAGACACCCAAUUCACGUUUUUUGUGUUUAUUCACGCCAUUUGGUGUUUGUUCACGUAAGAGUGUAAGUUAUUCACGUAAAUGAAAAUUCAUACCUAUUUCCUCCAAUAAUUUGUAAUGGCUAUAUUUUAUGGAAUUAAAUUUGGAUUAUCAAUUAAUCUGUAAAUAUGUGUUGCAUUGAUUAUAAGCUACACAAUGAAACUCAUUUCGAUAUAUUUUCAAGUUUAAAAUUUGAUUUUACAACGGCGUGAAUAAAUAACAAUAUGCGUGAAAAAACACCAAGUUGCCUGACUAAACAGUAUGGUUGCGUGAAUAAUCAACACUUUUACGUGAAUAACGCCAAUAUGACAUUAAUAAAUGAAAACAUGAGUGAAUUAUGUGUUCUGUCCGUCUUUAGAGGUACCAAGAGACUAUAUCAUAAAGUACAUUGCUAACAGUUGAUGAACAUAUAUGAGCAGCCUGAAAUAUUAAUUUCUAUUUACUGAUGUUACCACAUCGAGUUAAUUAAUGAAAAUUAUGGUGUCUUAUAUGGUGUAGUAUUGCGUUUUAUUUCCCUAAUACAUAUACAUUAUAGAUAUAGUUAAUGGGGUAGGGCACCUGUUAAUUAUAUGAAAAUGAAAUUUGAUUGUGAUAAUUGUGGGUUUCGUCAAUGGUUUUAUAUAAUCUUAGUUUUAUAGGUGAUCGAUGACAUGGGCAUUUAUAUACUACGUAGUAAGUAUCAUUAUUACAACAACAAGGCAAACAAACGAAGGGAGAACAGAAAGAAAGAAAGAUCACUCCUCACUCACUGAAGGUUUAGACUAAAUGAUUUUUGAAGGCUACUCUUAUGUGUUUUAUGCUUCGAAGAAAUACUUCAUGUGAGAGUCUUACAAACAACUAAAUAAUGCUUCAAUUCGUUCGUUAUUGAAUGUAAGUAUUUUUUUUAUUAGCAUAAGUAUAUACAUCUUACAAUUUAAUGUGUUCAUGUGAAGCGUUAUUCAAGAGAAAAGAGAGUUAUUUUUAUACCACCACGAGGUGUGGUCAGUAGUGGAUUAUAAUCAGUCUCUAUUUGAAUUGCAGAAUGAAUUUUCUUAUGGUAUGAAUAUCGAUGAAUCAUGAAUUGAUUAUAAACUCCCUAAAUAUUUGACACUACUAGAUCUUAAAAAACUACCAUUAUCCAUUUUACAUUUUCAGAAAUUAAUGCACAUAAGUUAGAGUUAAAGAGAAUUGAUCAACCAUUGACCAAAUUAGUAAGAAGGAAACAUGCUCUUUAUACACGGCAAAAGCGUAUAUAUGAAAAAAUUGUCAACAUUCUUACUAGUAUUUCAUUAUUUUAAUGUUUGUAUUCUAUUUAUAUGGUAUCAAAUUAUGUGUUAGAUGCUAGGAUUGCUUAUUUUAAUGAUUCCUCUUAAAAUGAAAUUAAUAACUUACAAACUAAGAGAAAUAGAUUGUUGAGAUCCAUCAAACUUGUCGAAAAUCAUUAUAAUCGUCUUUGGGUGAUGUGAUCUAGAGACUUUUCCUGUUUUAUGAAUAUUUUAAUUAUCCUUCAUUUAUUAUAUUAUUGAAAAUUUAUCAAAUGUAUCUCUUAUAUUGGAGUUUUAAUUGUAGUUGUUGAAGUGUUUGAUAUUGGACCCCAUCAUAUAAAUGUGAAUAUACUGGAGCGAUGAUGUGGAAGGGAGAAAGUACCAAACCCAGAAGGAAUCCCAAUGAAUCAAAGUUUUCAUU